Molecule: messenger RNA, 5251 nt
Organism: Sinocyclocheilus anshuiensis
Lineage: Eukaryota; Metazoa; Chordata; Actinopteri; Cypriniformes; Cyprinidae
Gene: dhx38
Product: DEAH (Asp-Glu-Ala-His) box polypeptide 38
Exons: 27
Coding region: 210-3962 (1250 amino acids)
Cellular component (GO): intracellular anatomical structure
Molecular function (GO): 3'-5' RNA helicase activity; RNA binding; ATP binding
Source: RefSeq, a predicted model, not a curated record
AGUAAUGGCGCCCUACUGUACAAAUUGUUGACGUUUGCCGCUAUGCUAUUUCUUUGAAUAUCUUUAUUAUAUCAUACAUUACAUAAGUUGUAUCAUACUGUGUAGAACAGGUUUGAGGAACUUAUAUGACUGUCUUCUGAGGAUAUCGUUCGAAAGACAUUUUACCGGAAAUCCAUCAGCUGAGUGCUGUGGUCAAGACGUCAGCAGAGAUGGAGGAUGAUUCCUCCCUGCAUCGACUGGACGGGAGUGACCCCAGUGUUCAGGACGGGGGGCUGAUAGUGAAGAAGAAGAGCGCUUCAUCAGAACAGCAUGUGUUCAGAGCACCUGCUCCACGCACCUCGCUCCUGGGCCUCGAUCUGCUGGCCGCACAGAAACGCAAGGAGCGCGAGGGCAAGGAAAGUCUGGAUGAUCAACCCAAGAAAUCCAAGGUUUCGUCCUACAAGGACUGGGAGGAGGGACAAAGUGAUUCGGGGUCUGAUGAUGAAAAUCAAGAAGAUGGCGAUAGCAGGAAUCCAAAAAAGGAAAGGAAGUACCGUGUCACUGGAUCAGAAACGCCGUCAAACCCAGGAGGGGUUAGUGAGGAGUUCAAGCAGAAACAUCAACAGAGGGAAAAGGACAGACGUGAGCAUGGGGUUUAUGCUUCUUCCAAAGAAGACAAGAGCAGUGACAAAGACCGAGACAGAGACAGAGACCACGACCGCUACCGUGACCGAGACAGAGAUGAACGGGAAAGCAGCCGCGGCUGUGGCUCCAGCAGCAGUCGCUCUGAGCGCGGUGAUGGCAGCGUGAGAAGUGAACGCUCCCAGAGGGACGGCUGGUCCGACCGCAUGAGCCGCGGUACUCGCCGCGAUGAGCCCGAAUCACCCCGUAACAGACCCAAAGAUUUGGCCACUCCGUCACGCUCCAGCUGGGAUGAGGAUGACAGUGGAUUUGCCAGCUCACGCCACUCUCACUGGGAGAGCCCGUCUCCUGCCCCCAAACACUGCUCCGAGCGCAGCCAACGCUCAGUCCGCGACAGUGAGAGGAGAGACAGGUCAAGUAAACCUCAGUAUCCAGCAGAAACUCCUCUACCAACCCCAUCAUAUAAGUACAACGAGUGGGCCAAUGACAGGAAGCACCUAGGCUCCACUCCACGCCUGUCCCGAGGAAAAGGUGAUAAGAGGGAGGAUAGAGAGGACGGCAUCCUAUUUAAUAAUGAAGAUGAGAAGGAAGAGUGGGAGGAAGAUCAGAGGCAAGCUGAUCGAGACUGGUACAUGAUGGAUGAAGGUUACGAUGAGUUCCACAACCCCUUGACAUCCAGCUCAGAAGAAUAUGUGAAGAAGAGGGAGCAGAUCCUACAGAAGCAGACCCAGAAACGCAUCUCAGCGCAGAAACGGCAAAUCAAUGAGGAUAACGAACGCUGGGAGACCAACCGCAUGCUCACCAGUGGAGUGGUUCAGCGUUUGGAGGUGGAUGAGGACUUCGAGGAAGACAAUGCAACCAGAGUACAUCUGCUUGUCCAUAACCUCGUGCCACCCUUCCUGGACGGGAGGAUAGUCUUCACUAAGCAGCCCGAGCCGGUCAUUCCAGUGAAAGACGCGACCUCAGACAUGGCCAUCAUCUCCCGCAAGGGCAGUCAGCUGGUCAGACGACACCGAGAGCAGAAAGAAAGAAAGAAGGCACAACACAAACACUGGGAGCUCGCUGGCACCAAACUGGGAGACAUCAUGGGAAUCAAGAAAACCGAGGAGGACGGAUCAGAUGGAAAAGCUGUUGGAGAAGAUGGAAAAGUGGAUUACAGAGCGGAGCAGAAGUUUGCUGACCACAUGAAGGAGAAGAAUGAAGCGAGCAGUGAGUUUGCUAAGAAGAAGACCCUGUUAGAGCAGAGGCAGUAUCUGCCCAUCUUUGCUGUUCGCCAGCAGCUGCUCAACAUCAUCAGGGAUAACAAUAUUGUGAUUGUGGUGGGGGAAACAGGCAGUGGUAAGACGACUCAGCUGACACAGUAUCUACACGAGGACGGUUACACCAGCUAUGGCAUGGUGGGCUGCACACAGCCCCGCAGAGUGGCAGCCAUGAGCGUGGCCAAGAGAGUCAGCGAAGAAAUGAACAGUAACCUGGGAGAAGAGGUUGGUUAUGCCAUUCGUUUUGAAGACUGCACAUCAGAGAAGACUGUAAUAAAAUACAUGACGGAUGGGAUUCUUCUGAGGGAAUCUCUGCGGGAGUCAGAUCUGGACCACUAUAGCGCAGUAAUCAUGGACGAGGCCCAUGAGCGCUCCCUCAACACUGACGUGCUCUUCGGCCUGCUCCGAGAGGUGGUGUCUAGACGCUCAGACUUGAAGCUCAUUGUCACAUCUGCCACCAUGGACUCGGACAAAUUUGCAGGAUUCUUCGGCAAUGUACCUAUUUUCAACAUUCCCGGCAGGACGUUCCCAGUGGAUAUCUUGUUCAGCAAGGUUCCUCAGGAGGACUAUGUGGAGGCGGCUGUGAAACAGGCUUUACAGAUUCAUCUCAGCGGGAUGAUGGGUGACAUCCUCAUCUUCAUGCCUGGUCAGGAGGACAUUGAGGUGACGUCAGAUCAGAUUGUGGAGCGACUGGAGGAUCUGGAGAACGCUCCGCCUCUGGCAGUGCUGCCCAUCUACUCCCAGCUGCCCUCGGACCUGCAGGCCAAGAUCUUCCAGAAGGCUCCUGAUGGAGUGAGGAAGUGUAUUGUCGCUACAAACAUCGCAGAGACGUCUCUGACUGUGGAUGGCAUCAUGUUUGUGGUGGAUGCUGGUUACUGCAAACUGAAGGUGUUCAACCCUCGCAUUGGCAUGGAUGCGCUGCAGGUUUACCCCAUCAGUCAAGCCAAUGCAAACCAGCGGGCUGGCAGAGCAGGAAGAACAGGCCCGGGACAGUGUUACAGGUUAUACACUCAGAGUGCCUUCAAGAAUGAAAUGCUCACCACCACUAUCCCAGAGAUCCAGCGCACUAACCUGGCCAAUGUUGUGCUUCUGCUCAAGUCACUGGGAGUUCAAGAUCUCCUGCUCUUCCACUUCAUGGACCCGCCGCCUGAAGACAACAUGCUGAACUCCAUGUACCAGCUGUGGAUCUUGGGAGCGCUUGACAACACAGGUGCUCUGGCGCCCACCGGGCGGCUCAUGGUGGAGUUUCCUCUGGAUCCGGCUCUGUCUAAAAUGCUGAUCGUGUCAUGUGACAUGGGCUGCAGUGCAGACAUUCUCAUCAUCGUCUCCAUGUUGUCUGUGCCGUCCAUCUUCUACAGACCAAAGGGUCGAGAGGAGGAGAGUGACCAGGUGAGAGAGAAGUUCUCGGUGCCUGAGAGUGAUCACCUGACCUACCUCAACGUUUACCUGCAGUGGAAGAACAACAAUUACUCCAGCAUCUGGUGUAACGAUCACUUCACCCACACCAAAGCCAUGCGAAAGGUGCGCGAGGUGCGAUCUCAGCUCAAAGACAUCAUGGUGCAGCAGAAAAUGAACCUGGUCUCCUGCGGCUCAGACUGGGAUGUGAUCAGGAAGUGCAUCUGUGCUGCAUACUUUCACCAGGCUGCUAAAUUAAAGGGAAUAGGGGAGUAUGUGAAUGUGAGAACUGGGAUGCCCUGCCAUCUGCACCCCACCAGUGCUUUGUUCGGGAUGGGCUACACCCCCGACUACAUCAUCUACCAUGAGCUGGUCAUGACCACAAAGGAGUACAUGCAGUGUGUGACGGCUGUGGACGGCGAGUGGCUGGCUGAGCUGGGGCCCAUGUUCUACAGUAUCAAACAUGCAGGAAAGAGCAGACAGGAGAACCGAAGGAGAGCAAAGGAGGAGAUCACCAACAUGGAGGAGGAGAUGUCUCUUGCACAAGAACAGAUCCAUGCACGGAAAGAAGAGCAGGAGAGGAAGAGCGAUCUGGGCAGUGUCAGGUCAAUAAAGAUCUUCACCCCAGGAAGGAGAGAGGAAGCGCCCAUGACACCAAAACGAACACCGGCCCGAUUUGGCUUAUAGUGCUACAAUUUCAGCCAGAUAAUAUUGCAAAUAUGAUUUUAUUUGCCACAGUUGCUUCAGUCAGUGCAAUGUUAUUAAAUUUGAGCAUCACAGUGCUUGUCACAUGCAGCUUCCAGGUUUGUCCAGAAGUAGGAGCAAUUGUAUAAGGAGAACAUUUCUAGUCACCAUCUCGUCCCCUCAGACAAAGUGUUAUUUGUGACUCUUUUGGACUGUCUGGAUUGAGACAAAAAAGGUUGCUAGUACUGCAUUCAAUAAUUUUUUUUUUAACCAAAUUAAAAAACAAACACAUUUGUCCUUAUAUAUGAACGCAUUUGAACUAAACAAAAAAAAUCAGCUUUAUUUGACAUUAUAAAUAUACUUAGCCCAAUGAAUGUGUGUGUAAACCAGAACAGCAGAAUUUAUUCAUGUCCUGCUGUAAUAUUCACUUUACCAUUGAAUUAUAAUUCACGUUCUCUCAUAUUUCAGUUUGUGAAGCGCAGCUGUUGUAUCAUUCUUUCAGAGAGCACAGAGCAUCCAUGAAUAUUAACUUCCUGUACUUUGAUAGGUUAAUCCCCUGUGGAUGAAGCUUGUCUUUGUUAUUCUGACAAAAACAUUGCUAGAAUAUUUCAUCAUUCUGCUGGAAUCAACACUGACCAGGCGGCGGUCAAACCCUUUGUCGUCUUUGAUGCAAUUGGGCUGCAAGUCAUUGAACAGAUGUGCUGUGUACCGACAGAGAUGACAGGCGUUCACACAAUCCAUGAUCAACCGCUUGCCACCGACGCUCAUUUCACUUUCUUUCUGAUUUUCAGGGCUCUGUUUGUGUUUUUGGAAACUUUGAAAUAAGAGGUCUGCUGAACUUUAUUAUUCUUAAUUACUGAUGUGUGCAGUAUGUCUGUAUAUUGUGCUUCUUUCUUUUGUUGAAUGAUUUAGAAGUCAAAACAUGUUUAGACAUGGCAAAUUUUUUUCAGAAAGGCUGGAAAAUGGGAAUAACUAUAUUUUUUGAAAGUGUGUAUUGUUCAUUCUGUGUUUCCUUUGUAUUUCAAUUUUAGUGUUUUAUAUUAGAUAUUAAAGAAAUGAAUAUAGAAAUGCUUUAAUUUUUGGUAGUGAUUGGAUCACUGCAUUUAGUGUGUUAAAAAACAUUUAAUACAUUAGUAUAAUUAGGGGCUGUAUUACACAAAAUUAAUUUUUGCUAUCCAUUGUGCGUUUUUUCCAUUGUAAACAUGUACUAAAUGGACAUCUUUGACCAUUGCCCUUGAGUCUUUUGCAGCGUCUCAUUUUGUUCCCCAAAAAGUGUUCAAGGCACUUCAAGU